Molecule: messenger RNA, 1560 nt
Organism: Anastrepha ludens (Mexican fruit fly)
Lineage: Eukaryota; Metazoa; Arthropoda; Insecta; Diptera; Tephritidae
Gene: Irk3
Product: ATP-sensitive inward rectifier potassium channel 15
Exons: 7
Coding region: 229-1506 (425 amino acids)
Biological process (GO): regulation of monoatomic ion transmembrane transport; potassium ion import across plasma membrane
Cellular component (GO): plasma membrane
Molecular function (GO): inward rectifier potassium channel activity
Source: RefSeq, a predicted model, not a curated record
UUCAGACGUUAGUUUGUGUUUUGAAUUUCAACCCUCAGCAUCGUGGAGCGGAAGGCAUCCGGCUGAAAAAAAGAAGCAAGAAAUAUGCUUGAUGUGUACUUUGUAGCUGAUUUAAUUUAAACACUCGUUACUAAUUGCCUUCAAUUGGUAAAUUUGAAGCUUUGUCACUGCUUGAGUGGGUGGUCAAUUACAUUUCUUGUUAUAUAAAAUUUUUUAAAAGAACCAAGUAUGGAUCAAGCGGAUAAUUUACAAAUACGUCGAUCUAUAUCGAUGCCAGUUAAACCGCGACCUAUUGAACCUAAAUCUCUUAAACGUUCUGAGGAGAAGGAGAAAAUUAACGAUUCGGGCGACUAUUAUCCAGAGAGUCCAAUUGUGGAGCGUCGCAGAAAAAAUGAAUUAGGUAGUCACCUAAGCAGGAGUGCAAAUAAUGUGCCUUGUACAAGCGAUUGGGUUGGCAGCACAAUUGAACUGAAUCUAGAUUCUCGCUACAGUGAUCCUUUGUGUGCUCGGCGUCGACAUCAUCGGGUCAUCGAAAAAAGUGGCCAUGAAAAUGUUAAUUUCAGACGAAUACCGCAGAAGUCAUGGCGUUAUUUUAGAGAUUUGGUAACCACAAUGAUCGAAUUAGAUUGGAAAUAUAUGUUGACGAUUUUUAUUGGAACCUACUUUGCCACAUGGUUUUUCUUCGCUUUAUUGAAUUACAUGGUUGCCUAUUCGCAUGGCGAUCUAAUGUUUGACGAAGUGACCGGCGAGCGAUUGGGCGAGGGCAAGGAACCAUGCAUUAAAGGCGUCUACAAUUUCGUCUCGAUGAUCAUCUAUUCCGUGGAAACCCAGACAACAAUUGGCUUCGGUGAGAAAUAUGCUAGCGAUGAAUGCCCAGAGGCUAUUUUCCUAUUUGUUAUGCAAAUGAUUUUUGCUAUUGGCAUCGAAGGAAUGCUGGUCAGUAUGGUAUAUGCGAAGACCGCAAGACCAGCAAAACAAAUCACGAAAUUGAAGUUUAGCGACAAAGCGGUGAUUUGCUUUCGCGAUGGGAAGCUUUGCCUGCUAUUUCGAGUUUGCGAUCCACGCAAGCAGCAAACGAUUGAGUCGAAAAUACGCGUCUAUCUCAUAACGGACAAAUGCACCCGCGAAGGAGAGUUCGUUCAAACGCGCACUGAGCUAAAAUUGGAUGGCGACGGUGAGCAAAUUAUUACUUGGCCCGAAAUUGUGUGUCAUGCCAUUGACGAGACAAGUCCAUUGAAUUAUUUGAGGUCGGCAAAAGAUUUAAAUGAAGCACAGUUUGAAUUGUACGUGUCCAUUGUGGGAACCUCGGCUGCUACUGCAAUGGUAACCGAAGCACGCACUUCGUAUGUGCCGUGCGAAGAUAUCUUCUGGGGUCAACGCUUUGUCAACAUUAUCAGUUAUGAUGGCCGUAAUGAGCAUUACGUUGUAGACUACAGGAAUUUCAAUACAACGAUAUCGGUUGACAUGAAAUCAAGCGAUGAAUGUGGUUUGGAAAAAGUUGAAUAAAUCUGUAAUUCAUACAGAAAAUAUGUAUUUGAAAAUAUUUUUGCAAGGUCACCA